AAACGCCGUCUAAAAUCGAGUCUUUAAUUUUAACAACGUCGCAUUUUUAAAAUAACAAUUGUCCAACGAUUGAGCGUGAUAACUUUCCAAGUUGUCGUUCACAAAGAAACCGGCAUUAUUUCCAUGAAUUAUACAGUGAACACUGCCGCGCCGUGCACAACAGAUUUUCUUAUCUUUUACGCUUUUAUCUUGUUGCCGCACAAUAACAUUUAUAAACGUACGCUAUUUUAGUCAUACAUCAUGUUUCACGCGAACAAAAAUUGUACCGAUGUGGUUCCAAACUUACAACAAUUUCAUCGUUUUAUUCCUCGAUCUGCAAAACUAUUUGUUAUUGAAAAAGUCUCGUUGUAAUUUGCAUUAUACUGCAAAUUGUCACGUUACAUUUUACAUGCAUUUCCGUGUACGUAUAUUAAAAUCUAAGGUAAAGUUGUUACUCUACUGUUUACAGCCUACGUUCCAUCCUUUGUUGAUGAAACGUAAAGAUACGAAUCAGAGAAAACAGAUUCUAAAGAAAGUAACUCGUCAUGCCGUGUUUCUAUGUAGAAUCCAAGUAUUUAAAUAAAAUCAUACAAUUGCUAUGCCUAUUGCUACCGAUUACAUACAUUCAAGUUUCUUCAUUACAAGCGCUCAUAGGAAUCCUGUCUAUAGCGUGUAGACUAUAGUGUACAACAAUUAUGCGCGUUGACUGGAAAUAAAGCACUCGAGCGUCUAACGAUCCAGACGAAAAGUAACAAACAUUUUCAACUAGUUGACAGAUUAUGCAAACAACGACACGCUAUUAAUAGACGAUACGCGUGAAACUAUUCUUAUUUUGUAUCACGCGUUUUUCGUCCUGAGGAAACAGCGAUUGGACGUGUCUACGCCAAGGGGAAGAAUGCGCGCGCACGAGGGCAAAGCCGCGUGUAGAAACGGUCGGUAAAGCGAUGCUUGCAACACGCAAAGAAAACAGCACGAUCGUGUUCUCCGGUGAAACAGUUUGCAUCGACAGAAAUCUCGUUUGAACCCCGACCAACCGUGGUGUUCUUCGCGUUCGUGAAUUCGCGCGAGUAAUUUGGCGCGGUUUAUUGAACGCGAACGCGCGCCAUACGUGCUCACACGUAUACGUGUGAAACACACGGACACGUACAUUCGUUUUGGCGGUUCACUAGUUGCACGCGGCACCCGCGACACACGACGGCGGUGGAAAGAGGGAGAGGGAAGAGACAACAUAGUAGGUGGUUAACGUUGGGUUUUAAGUCGGCCGGCGAGGUGAAGUGAAAAAGUGAAAUGGAAUUGCACACGCCGAAGCGUGAGACGCGUCCGCUGUUGACGGAAGCGUUGCCAUGCAGCCCGCCAAUGUGCGACAGCAUGCUUUAUCCGUGGAAUUGGGGCGACGAGGCGAGAAAUGUAAACCUUAGCCCGGGUAGCUCGUGCUCGUCGCCGGAGUACAGGGAUCAGAACACGGUGACCACGCGGACCGGGAAUCGUUCGCGUUCAGGUGGUUCCGAGAGUCAUCGUCGUGGCCGACCAAGGGCCGACGCGCUCACGAAUCUCAUGAUGCAGGGCAGCACCUCGCCCAGCAGCAUAAAAUGCACCUACUGCAGUCGCGUGUUUCCACGCGAGAAGAGUCUCCAAGCGCAUCUGCGUACCCACACAGGAGAACGCCCGUAUCCGUGUGAUUAUCCUGGAUGCACAAAGGCUUUCACUCAAUCGGGUCAGUUGAAGACUCAUCAAAGAUUACAUACGGGAGAGAAACCUUUUUUAUGCACUGAACCUGGCUGUGAAAUGAGAUUUACACACGCAAACAGACAUUGUCCGGACCAUCCGUACGCUACUCUUACAAGAUCUGACGAUUUUGUAUUGAAACCGGUGUCGGACAAUACAGAAUUACCUCAUGACGUUACUAGAUGGUUGGAACGUUAUAAAAUGUCUAGAGAGAGGGAGGAUAGAACGCCUACAGGGAAGAAUGAACGGAAGAAGAAAACCUGGAAAAGUAGUUUGGAGAAUCACAAGAGAGUUAAGUCUAGAAAAGGUCUGAUGAUGGACGCGACCGGGGAGCAAGAGAAUUUAGACUGCAAGCCGUCGAAUCAGAGAUUGUAUCGUGGGGAGAGUCAAGACAGCCAAGAGGAAAGUCAAGACGAAGAUCCCGCAGUAUUACAAACGUCCGAGGACGAGGAAGUAUCGACAAAGUUGGCCAUCACUCCAUUGAGACGACCAUUGGACAGACUUCAACCAAAGAAGAGGUGGCUACGAGAAGCUUGUUUGGAACAGCAACUGGCGAAACCUUUAAACUGGGACAGCAAACCUGUGUCUACGACCUGUUCGUUUAAAAUCAAUGGUGGUAAUCAGAUGCAGUGGAGUUCACCUCUGGACAAUUCCCCUGUCUCUUUGGACAAUUCCUGUUUAAACGAGUGCAAAGAAAUUGCGCUCGCGAAACCGGAGGUGAAUUCUUCUUACGAGUCUUGUCAGAUAUCGUGGACCACGGCUGCUGGCACCGAAUCUCUGGAAGCAGUCAUAAAGGAAGAACAAAAGUAUGCAAUCGAAGCGUCGAGUAUGUUGUGUCAAAACAUGUGGAAUUCCUCGCGACACGAUUUUUUAGACAAUAAGCAUGAAAUGAGAAGCGAUCGUUCCAAGCUCGAACCCUGUGAAAAUUUGAACCACGCAUACUGGGAUAAUAAUUUGACGAAUGAAACGUCUGCGCCACGGUCCGACGCAAGGGACUUCGUUCAAAAAACAGUCUCGAGACAAGAUGCUUUCGUCAACUCUCACGUUGGCGAGAAUACAACGAGACCGACGGUUCUAAUGUUGGCUAGGAGCGUUAAUAACAACAACAACAAUAACAACAAUAAUAAUAAUAAUGACAAGGAUGCCGUCGCAAAGUUGGCAUCGAUAGAAUCUGAAACGCAAAUGGAAGUAGUGGUCGUUAAGCAGGAAGACAGUUUUGUCAAGUUACCAAUUCCGGAAGACAGCCAGAAAUGGCUGGGAGCUUUGGCUCUGAUGGAAUUAGCUAAAAAUCAAGACGACACAGGGAGAAGUUUAGAUUUUAAACAUGAUAAAGAUGAAUGUUUUGUGAAUUCAGAGUUGAAUUACACACACUUGUAGACUGUGAUUAAUGGCUAUUGUAGUUUUGCGUUGUUUCUGUAUGGCGGGUGAAAAAGAAUGCAUUUAUCGCCAUAAUGAUCCUUGAACGUGUACAGAGACAAUGAAGAAAUUCGAAUCCGUCUUUCUCGUUAAACAAUCAACUAGAAUUUUUUACAAUCAACCUUUUACACUUUUCUAAUUACAUUAUCAUGUUACAGUUUAUUAUGUUGACCAUUUAUCGUUUUGCUACAAAACUACACAUUAUGUUUUCGUCUCAUCUUCCGUGUGCUUAAAGAGAAGAAGAAAAGAUUUAUUUUGACUAUCUCGUGUCUCUUGAAGCAAUUUGACGUUUAAAGACGUAAAGGGGGAAAAACUUGUUUCGAUUACAAACGAAGAAAUUGAUUUGUUCGUUGUUUGGCACUAGAAUAUUAUCCACUCGACAUUAUUUUUGCGUGCAGAUGAAACAGUUUUAUUGCAGCAUUGUUUCCAACAUUCAUAUUUCACAUAAUCAAAGACAAACAUCGUGUUAUGUAAUUGAGAUUUUUCACGCUACAACAUUACAUUUUCCUUUUAGGUGGUAAUGCAAAUAUUUAUUUAUUAUUGUUGGCCAUACCUACAUAACAAUAAAGAUAAUUGUGUGAUACUUGGAAAUUACAAAGAGAAAUAUUUCUUUUUUCGAUCGUAUGGAAUGAAAAAAAAGUAUUUAAUUGGUACUAAUACGAUUAUUAUUUAUAAAACGUUGUAAAGUAAUAGGUAGCGAUACGAUAAAAAAACUUUUAUUUGUAAUUGUCACCAAGUAAUUUUAACUUUUACUAU
Molecule: messenger RNA, 3876 nt
Organism: Ceratina calcarata
Lineage: Eukaryota; Metazoa; Arthropoda; Insecta; Hymenoptera; Apidae
Exons: 3
Coding region: 1267-3081 (604 amino acids)
Biological process (GO): regulation of transcription by RNA polymerase II
Cellular component (GO): nucleus
Molecular function (GO): DNA-binding transcription factor activity, RNA polymerase II-specific; RNA polymerase II cis-regulatory region sequence-specific DNA binding
Source: RefSeq, a predicted model, not a curated record